This is a messenger RNA of Aphidius gifuensis, 1045 nucleotides long. RefSeq names its product methylosome subunit pICln (gene icln). Gene Ontology annotation, biological process: chloride transport; mRNA cis splicing, via spliceosome; cell volume homeostasis. Gene Ontology annotation, cellular component: cytosol; methylosome; plasma membrane. The record is from RefSeq and is a predicted model, not a curated record. The transcript is spliced from 6 exons. Bases 333 to 989 code for a protein of 218 amino acids. Lineage: Eukaryota; Metazoa; Arthropoda; Insecta; Hymenoptera; Braconidae.
GUUUUUUAAUCAAAACAAAAAAAAUAUAUAAUAUUUAUUUAUAUAAAAAAAAAAAAAGUAACCCUUUUAACUGAAUAUUGCAAUCUUAUUUCACAUGUAAAUGAAAUUAUUUAUAUAUUAAAAUAAUAGUGUAUUAAAUAUUGUAUGACAAUUAAUUGAAAAAAUAUAUUAAAAAAAAAAAAAUAAUUUGCAAAAAAAAUCUUUUGCGGUGUUAAGGUGAAUAACCUUUUUUUCAGUUCAUAUACCGCUACAUUGAAGCUGUAACAUUUUUCAAUUAAAUUUGACAUCAGUAUCUUGAUAAAAAAAAUUAGAAAUAUUACAAAGAAUUAAUAAUGGUUGUACUGAGUAAUUUUUUAACACCUCAAGAGGGAAUCAGACAUGAGGAAAAAAAUACAACAGUAUAUCUUAAUGACAGAGAAGUUGGUAAAGGAACACUUUAUAUAACUGAAAGUCUAUUGUCAUGGAUUGACAGUACAACACAGCAAGGUUUUUCUCUUGAAUAUCCACAUAUUUCAUUGCAUGCAAUAUCCAGAGAUGAGCAAGUACAUCCUCGACAGUGUCUCUACGUCAUGGUUGAUGCCAAAGUUGAUUUACCAGAUGUUCAAGUUCAACCAAAUGAUAAUGAUGCUAAUGAUGAUGAUGAUGAUGAUGAAGAAGAAUCAGAAACACCAAUGACUGAAAUGAGGUUUGCACCAGAUAAUACAAAUAGUCUUGAUGCAAUGUUUCAAGCAAUGAACACAUGUCAAGCACUUCAUCCUGAUCCACAAGACAGCUUUUCAGAUGCUGAAGAAGAUAUUUAUGAAGAUGCAGAACAGGAUGAUGUUGAUUAUUAUGAAGAUGAUGAUUUUGAAUAUUACGAAGUUGGUGCUGGUGAUGGAAAUUACAAUUUACCAACAGAUACAACAAAUGGUAAUCAAAAUGGUACUGAAGCUGAAGAAUCAAUGGACAUUGAAGCUGGUCAAUUUGAAGACGCUGAAGAAGAUCCUUAAGUAUUUAAUUAACUUAAUUAAAUUAAAUAUUAAAAAAAAAAAAAAAAAACGUAUCA